GGGCGGUGAAGGGUGUAGGGUACAGUAGGCUCAACACAUUAGAUUGCCUCAUUUGACCUCUUUCCUUCUAGCUCCAUCUAGUAGUUAGCGCGUUCCUCGGUCAACACCACUCCCACCUCGUCACCCUUUUUAUAAUUUGCUUUGCACCAACGGCCCAUUGUGUAAAGUACCUUCUCUGACGAAAUGUCGCCCACUGCCACGUUUGAACUGCCAGUCAAGAAUGAAAAACCCUGGAGAUUCUACGUCAUUCUCGUCUCACUCUCCUUCAUCACGUUCAUCGCCUCUCUUGAUGGAUCCAUCACCGCAACAGCGCUUCCGCAAAUCUCGGCCGAGUUGUCCGCCGCCGACCAAUAUGUGUGGAUCGCAAACUCUUUCCUCGUCGCCCAAACUGUGGUCCAGCCGCCCUGCGCUCAACUAUGCAACAUAUUCGGCCGCCGCACACCCCUCCUCGUUGCGCUUGUCGUCUUUGCUCUUGGGAGCGGCAUAGCGGGAGGUGCGUCCAACUCUGCUAUGCUCGUUGCAGGCCGCACGAUCCAAGGCGCAGGCUCGGGAGGCCUCAUGAUGCUCGUGGAACUCAUCAUCUGCGAUUUGGUGUCCGUCCGCGAGCGAGGAAAAUAUCUAGGCAUGGUCAUGAGCACUAGCGCCAUCGGAGCCAUCACCGGCCCAGUCGUGGGCGGCGCUCUUGCCGUAGCCGACUGGAGGUGGAUUUUCUACAUGAAUAUCCCCAUCUCCAGCGUCAUCAUCGUCAUCAUGCUUGUCUUCCUUCGCUUGCAGCACGAGAAAGCGUCCAGCUGGCACAAGGCACUCGCACGGGUGGAUUGGAUUGGGAACGUUGUCUUCAUCAGCGCGCUAUGUUCUCUCCUGAUUGGACUGGUAUUCGGUGGCGAUGUCUUUCCAUGGUCGUCGUGGAGGGUCAUUCUUCCCAUUGUACUCGGAGUCUGCGGUUGGACCGCCUUCCACGUCUAUGAGUCGAUGCCGCCGAGCUUCUGCCCAGAACCCUCUGUGCCUUCGAGGAUAUUUGGAAACAGAACGUCGGCAGCAGCUUUCCACGUCGACUUCAUUUCCUCGGUGCUCCUCCAGUGGGUCUGCUUCUUCUGGCCCGUCUACUUCCAGGGUAUCCACGAGACCACUCCUCUCCGCGCGGGCAUCAACUUCAUCCCUUUCGAAGCUUUCCUGAUUAUCACAGCAGCCGUCGCAGGCGGCAUGUUGUCGAGAUUCGGCCACUACCGACCAAUACACCUUCUUGGAUUCUGUCUCGGUAUGAUCGGACCCGGCCUCAACAUUAUGCUCUCUCGAAGUACCCCCAAAGCCGUCUGGGUCGUCUUCCAGAUGAUCGAUGCCAUCGGCCGCGGCUUACUCCUCCCUACCGUCCUACCAGCCAUCAUGGCCUCACUGCCAGACUCCGACACAGCAGCAGCAACCGGCAUGUACUCGUUCCUCCGCAGCUUCGGCUUCGUGUGGGGCGUCACAAUCCCAGGCACCAUCUUCAACGCCCAGUUCGACCGCCACGCCUCUCGCAUCAGCGACGCCACCGUGCGUCAGGAGCUGGGAAGUGGACGCGCAUAUCAGUAUGUGAGUGGAUCGUACAUCAAAGUGCUUUCGCCCACUGUACAACACGAGGUGCUGUCCGUCUAUCAGGACGCACUCAAAGCGGUGUGGAUCGCUGCUGUGGCUUUUGGGGCUACUGGGUUUGUAGCUGUGGCGACCGAGAGGCAUAUUCCCCUCCGGACGGAGCUGGAUACUAAGUAUGGUUUGGAGGAGGAGAAGAGUGGUGGAGGUGGAGGGGAGAAGGAUGCCUAGGGAUUUUGCAUGCGUAAGGAAACAAUGUCUAUACUAGGCGUAUAAGAGAGAUCGGUAAGAUACUAGAAAAGGUUUACUCAAUUACUGCGCAUAUAAUAAAGCAUUUUGUUCUCUUAUUCCACCACACACACACACACGCACUAGCGCAAUAUUCGCAAUCCAACCUCUUCCCUUCGAAACCUAGGGAAAUUGUAGAACUGCAAUAACUAUCUAUGGAAGAAGUACAUGUUUGAUAUAUGUGUAGGAGG
Molecule: messenger RNA, 2048 nt
Organism: Mytilinidion resinicola
Lineage: Eukaryota; Fungi; Ascomycota; Dothideomycetes; Mytilinidiales; Mytilinidiaceae
Product: putative macrolide phosphotransferase k
Exons: 1
Coding region: 184-1800 (538 amino acids)
Biological process (GO): transmembrane transport
Molecular function (GO): transmembrane transporter activity
Source: RefSeq, a predicted model, not a curated record